Molecule: messenger RNA, 3183 nt
Organism: Stomoxys calcitrans (stable fly)
Lineage: Eukaryota; Metazoa; Arthropoda; Insecta; Diptera; Muscidae
Gene: Amph
Product: myc box-dependent-interacting protein 1
Exons: 10
Coding region: 436-2196 (586 amino acids)
Cellular component (GO): cytoplasm; plasma membrane
Molecular function (GO): protein binding; phospholipid binding
Source: RefSeq, a predicted model, not a curated record
UGAGGAAAUAUGUACACAAAUAAAGCUUUCGCGUUUUUUCUCCGAUUGAACAAAACAAAAUAAAUAAUUUAUAAAGUUGUGAAGAAAGAAAUUUUGAUUAAACGAAAACUGCUUUUAAUUUGUACUUCCAUUAAAAAUUCGGCUUGAGAUUUUUGUGCUAGCAAAGGGAUGUAAAGGCAUUUUAAGCGAAAAUUGCAGUGCAAAAGUAUAAACGACUACAUUGCAGUGGUGUAGUGCUGUAUGUUUGAUGGGUGGGGGGCUUGCCGCUGAGAUUGUGAGAGUGAGGCAUUUAAGAGCAUAAAUGCUUUAAUAAUUUAUAAAAGGUGUGGAUUGUUGUUGCGGUGUCAGUGCGGUGGGGGAUAACUAUUGUACAAAGAUCAUUGGGGAAAGAGCGAAAUAUAUUUGUGGUAUCCAAAAUAAAAGAGAAUAACGUUUAUGGCCGAAAGUAAAGGAACCAUGUUGGCGAAAUCCGUACAAAAACACGCUGGACGUGCCAAAGAAAAGAUUUUACAAAAUUUGGGUAAAGUCGAUCGGACUGCAGAUGAGAUUUUCGAUGAUCAUUUGAACAAUUUCAAUCGCCAACAACAAAAUGCCAAUAGAUUACAAAAAGAAUUCAAUAACUACAUUAGAUGUAUAAGAGCUGCACAAAUUGCAUCCAAAUCAUUGAUGGAUGCUAUUUUUGAAAUUUAUGAACCCCAAUGGAGCGGCUAUGACGCUUUGAAUGCACAAGUCCAAUCAUCCGAAUCAUUAUGGCAAGAUUUCGCUCACAAACUGGCCGAUCAAGUAUUGAUACCCUUGAAUACUUAUACAGGACAAUUCCCCGAAAUGAAGAAAAAAGUCGAAAAGCGCAACAGAAAACUCAUCGAUUAUGAUGGGCAACGCCAUUCUUACCAAAGUCUACAAGCCAAUUCCAAUAAACGCAAAGAUGAUGUUAAACUGAACAAAGGACGUGAACAACUCGAGGAAGCCCGUCGCACAUAUGAACUUUUGAAUACGGAAUUGCAUGAUGAACUUCCAGCAUUGUAUGAGUCGAGAAUAUUGUUUUUGGUUACCAAUUUGCAAACUCUAUUUGCCACAGAACAAGUUUUCCACAAUGAAACGGCUAAAAUCUACUCCGAACUUGAAGCUAUUGUUGACAAAUUGGCUACAGAAUCACAACGCGGCUCAAAUACUCUGAGAAAAGUAACAUCGAAUGCCAUCAAAGCUUCCAGUCCUGUACAAUCCCCAGUCAAACAAAUGAAUGAUGCCAAUCUCAGCAACAACAUUCAAUAUCAAAAUACCAAUGGUUCUACCAAUCCACCAUCACCAAGUACUUCUUCCACACAAGAACCCAGACUUGAUAAUGUCUCUCCAACACCAGAAACAUCUGCGGCAGCUGCCGCUGCUGCCUCAUCGUCUGUGGCAGCAUCAGGAUCAUCAACGCCAGGUUCGCCCAGUGGGCCAACGGCCAUGAGAACAAGUGUUAUAGGCAAUCUGGUGAGUGAUGCCACCGCAGUGGAUGCCACCCCACCACCAGUGCCAACUGCUCCCAUACCACAGAGUCCCAAUGCCAAUGCUAAUGCCAUGCCCGAAUUGGUGGCCCGAAGAUCAGCAACUAACGAGGAUAAACCACAAGCUGAGGUAACCACCACCACCAACACCACAACCAUUAGCAGCAGCACCACCAAAGAUUUUGAUAAGGACAUGAACAAUGCCAUAAGCACAACGAUCACCAAGACCACAGAGACCCUAGUCUCCAAGGAGGGCCAACUAAAUGGCAACAAUAACAACAACAACAACGAUGGCCCCGCCACAAAUGGCAAUGCUUCCAAUGAAUCCGAUUUGACCACUUCUCUGCCCGCCCCCCGUGGCACCAAGACCAACAGUAAUGGCAAUGCCAACACCAUCAUCAGUUCUACGAUCACCACCACAACGACCUCGGCGGCCAGUAGUAGCGCCCAACCCGAAGAGGCCAACAAUAAAAAGCAAUUAGAUGCCACCACCACUGAUUUGCCACCUGGUGUUCUUUAUCGCGUAAAGGCCACUUAUGGCUAUGUCAAGGAGGAUGUCGAUGAAUUGAGCUUCGAAGUGGGCGAUAUCAUACGUGUCAUUGAAUACGACGAUCCUGAAGAUCAGGAGGAAGGCUGGUUGAUGGGUGAGAAAGAAGGUACAACCGAAAAAGGUUUGUUCCCGGCCAAUUUCACAAGGCCCAUCUAGGAAGGACGACAAGGAGGAGGAGUACAGAGAGCUUGCAAUGGCAGCAUUAUCAAACCCAGUCGUAGCCGUAGACGCGGCAUUUACACUAACAAUCAACAACCAGCAGCAGUAAUAACAACAACUACAAAAAGCUGCUACAAAAAGAAAAGCAACAAAAAUUUCAAAUUGUUUUCAGAGAGCAGCACACAAACAAUUUACAAAAGCAGCAACAACAACAAACAACAACAAAAAUCACCGCAAUAAGAAUAAAAGCAAACACAAAACCAAGAUAAAUUAAUUAUUUAUUUAAUUUUAGAAAAACAACAACAACAAUAUUUAAUAAUUGUCAAACAAUAUACAAACAUAUUUAUAUAUAUUUAAAACAAAACCAACAACUACAAAAAACAAAGCAAAUUAAGUUUAGUACAACCAGAAAGAAACAAAAACAAAAAUGGAAAUGAAACAAACCCAGCAACAACAAUUCAAAGAAAUAGAUCUUAGCAAUAGCAGCCGUUUUUUUUAAUUUGAUUAAAAAAAUCCAAAACUUUUGUAGAAAUUUAUAUCUUUUGUGGUUUUUGGAACUCUUCCAAAAAAACACAGACACGCGCAUGCAACCGACGAUGAUUCUAUUUGAUUCAUAUUUUAUUUCUUUUAUUAAGAACAGCAAACAAAUCCUUAAAAACAAAAUCUAAAACUUGAAACAACAUCAACAACCAUAAGAACAAAUUUGUUUUGUUUUUUUAUCAUUUUUGUUUUUAAUUUUAAACUAAAAAACAUUUUCUCUGACAGCAAGUUCUACUGUUUUUAUUUUUUCUUUUUUGUAAUGUUGUUUUAACUUCGUCCUUAGUUUUGUUUUAAUGAGCUUCCAUAGAAAGUUUAUUUUUUUAAUUAUUAUUUUUAUUAUUUCCCUACAUACUACAUAUAUAUAUUUAAUAUAAUCCAUGUAGAGAACCAACGAUAAAACCACAACAACAAUAAAUACAUUGAAAAAAAAAAUACAACAAAAAA